GAGCUCGCACGUGUCACCAGCCAUGGGCAAGAUCACCUUCUACGAGGACCGCGGCUUCCAGGGCCGCCACUUCGAGUGCAGCAGCGACCACCCCAACCUGCAGCCCUACUUGAGCCGCUGCGGCUCCAUCCGCGUGGACAGCGGCUGCUGGAUGCUGUAUGAGCGCCCCAACUUCCAGGGCCCCCAGUACUUCCUGCGGCGCGGCGACUACCCCGACCACCAGCAGUGGAUGGGCCUGAGCGACUCGGUGGGCUCCUGCCGCCUCAUCCCCCACACCAGCUCCCACAGGAUCAGAGUGUACGAGAGGGAGGAUUGCCGCGGCCAGAUGGGGGAGCUCACUGAGGACUGCUCCUCUCUCCAGGACCGCUUCCACUUCCCCCACAUCCACUCCUGCAGUGUGCUGGAGGGCUGCUGGGUCCUCUACGAGAUGCCCAGCUACCGGGGGCGGCAGUACCUGCUGAGGCCCGGGGACUACAGGCGCUACCACGACUGGGGGGCCAUGGAUGCCAGAGUGGGCUCUCUGAGAAGGGCCACGGAUUUCUAUUGAAAUGUCUCUACCCUUUUCUCCAUCUGGAAGCUAAUAAAAUAUUUCCUGUGUGUUUCAUGCA
Molecule: messenger RNA, 608 nt
Organism: Molossus molossus (Pallas's mastiff bat)
Lineage: Eukaryota; Metazoa; Chordata; Mammalia; Chiroptera; Molossidae
Product: gamma-crystallin F-like
Exons: 3
Coding region: 23-547 (174 amino acids)
Biological process (GO): lens development in camera-type eye; visual perception
Molecular function (GO): structural constituent of eye lens
Source: RefSeq, a predicted model, not a curated record